GGAACAUUAAGACCGAUACAAGCGAUUUUCACGUGAGAGUGAAACUAUUCUUCUGCCAACGGUUUCUUGCCUCCUUCUGAACCUCUGCUGCAGAUGCAUCUACUCAAUCGUGCAAAUCAAAACCAGACUUCGAAACGAAUGAAACCUGAUUCGCCUAAUGGACCACACGGCUUGAUUCAAGUCUUCCCCGGAGACCCUCGGAUUUUAGGGUUUGUAGAAAGAACAGGAAAAAUGUUUGCUGAACUUCCUUGGGACGUGCUUGGUGUCAUUUGCGAAAGACUAGAUUUUGACGAUCUCUUUCAAUUUUCUCGUGUCUGCACAAAUUGGAGGGAUUUUUAUAAAUCAAUAGAUAAAUCAAAUUUCUUGACAUCCCAAGAACCAUUACUUCUUGAGGCUUUGAAUUGUCCUCAUAAGGGACCAUGUUCCUUUAUUAGCCUACCCAAACAAAAAGUUUACCCCUUGAAGAAUAUGAUGAUGAACAUGAUGAGUUACUCCAAGUUCCCCUUUCCUAUUUAUAUUACCUAUUCUAGUGGUUAUUUCAUUAUUAUAGCAGAUAAUUCUUCAUUUCUGCUAAUCAAUCCAUUUACACGAGAAAAGAAGAAGGUAAUUUAUCCAUCCACCUUUAAAUUUAGUUACUCUCUUUAUAAGUACAAUGCCUUGCUUGCUUUUGACAAAUACUCCGAGGAAUUUGUGUUGGUGAUUUUAUGCAAAAAGUCUAAGAGUGUGUUUGGAUGAGGUAAUUAGAAAUUUUAAGGGAAUU
This is a messenger RNA of Vicia villosa (hairy vetch), 760 nucleotides long. RefSeq names its product F-box protein At5g25290. Lineage: Eukaryota; Viridiplantae; Streptophyta; Magnoliopsida; Fabales; Fabaceae. The record is from RefSeq and is a predicted model, not a curated record. Gene Ontology annotation, molecular function: protein binding. The transcript is spliced from 3 exons. The coding region runs from base 94 to 735 and encodes 213 amino acids.